Molecule: messenger RNA, 516 nt
Organism: Trichoderma breve
Lineage: Eukaryota; Fungi; Ascomycota; Sordariomycetes; Hypocreales; Hypocreaceae
Product: AAA domain-containing protein
Exons: 1
Coding region: 1-516 (171 amino acids)
Molecular function (GO): 5'-3' DNA helicase activity
Source: RefSeq, a predicted model, not a curated record
AUGGUCUCUCGCAUCAUCUACCAAGGGGUGCCCCAUGUAUAUGCCACUAUCUGCAACGUUGCGACAGCCUCUUUUGACUCUGGUAGGCCCCUGGAGAACUACAUACAAGAAAAGUACCCGAUUGUCACCCCUUCCCCCGAGGGCAAGCUCCUACCGGUCUUUAUACACACUCCAAGCGCCCGAGUGCAUACCAAUGAUACUACAGGCUCCAAGAAGAGCGUUGACCAGGUCACCAUUGCCCUGGAUUUCAUGGUCGAUCUAGUCAAAUCCAAAAACAUUGACCUCUCUAAGAUCGGCAUCAUCUCGCCAUAUGCGGCCAAUGUGGAGCUCCUCGACCGCAUGAUACGCAAAAACGCCGCAUACGAGGCGCUCAAGGGCACCCCUCCGGCGUCGACAGUUGAUUCGUUCCAAGGUCAAGAAAACGAUAUCAUCUUUGUCGUAAUGGGCACCGCCUACCCCAGACCUAGGCCUAGGUUCACAGCCCAGGAGCAGCGUCUUAAUGUGAUGCUUAUAUAG